UUUUUCUUUCGUGUUGCGGGAGGUGUUAAGUGGGAAGAGAUGGACGGUCGGGGAAGGUUUACGGAGUAGCGAGUGCGAGAAUAAGAGGUCGUGUUUGGGGUUCGCAGGAAUGCUUGAGCGUGUUGAACAGGGUUGCGAUGAGCGAUGACGAGUGGUGAGGAUGACUUUUGGUUCUAGUUUGACUCGAGGAGAGAAAAUUUAAAGAUGGUGUGCACCAUGACGGUAAAGGAAUAAAGACGAUCAUGGUUGAGUAGGUUAAUGAGGGUUACAUUUUGGAGCUGAUCAUCAUUACAUAUGCACUGUAUGUAUUUAUUAUUGAAUGCAUGAUGGGGGCGAAGAAUGAUACUAAUGAUACUAUAUUUUGACCUCAAAAUAGAAUUCUCCUGCUUGUUUUCUUCCGUCGAUUCUUGCAUACAACAACACGAACUCCAAGGAAGUUUUGCUCUAUGCGAAGCAAAUGAAGGGGCUUGAGCGAGAAGAUCUAGAAAUUCUAUACCAGCAAUAAUUCAUUCCCCAUUUUCAAUCACCCUAUUAACCUCAUGAACUGAAUAUCUUCAAUAAUUCUAUUACUAACAUUUUCAUCAAUUCCUCGAACUACGAUAAAAUUUGUAAGUAAGAAUGUAAGUUGUUGUGAUGGUUUGGAUUGUAGAAAUAUUCAUUCUUUGUUUCGGAAUGUCUCAGAUACAUCCCUCCGACCGUGACGGCACCUGCUGCAGAUUGAUUGAACCCCGCUAUUUUCGGACGACGACGACGACGACAACGACAACUAUCAACGACAUUAUCAAUUCAAUCAAUCUACUUUUUGUUGUCAUUUUCUCACAAAUUAGCAGCUAAUCUAUCGUCUCAUUCUCAAUAUGAUGGAAUCAGCUUCGCAGAAUCAUGAAAGAGCCAUAGUGAUAGCAGAUACAUCGCGAUACGUGAUAAAAAGCGAUAACGAUAUCGGGAAGCUCAGCUUAUCGCAGUUUCCAGAUGAAUUGAUUUUGGAAAUUCUAUCAUAUCUAGAUGUAGAUGAUCUGCUAAAUGCUUCACGAGUAAGUGAAUUCACUAUUCUAUUUUAUUCACGUACUCUGCUUUAUUAAUCAGAGUUCAUUCCAUACUCAGAUAAGCAACAAUUAACAUAUUACCUAACCUACAGCUAUCUCACCAUCUCCGAACACUCUCCCUCGAUCCUCUUCUCCACGCUCACCGUCUUCAUGAUGCAUCGCAUACCCUCUCCCGCCGUCUCUCACAUCGAGCUCCUCUCACGGACCUCAUGAGCCAACGUAUAUACAUAACGCGUACCUCACUCGCAGCACGCAGUCUGGGUCGAAACUUCAUUAAAAUCAAAUUGAACAAACAGCUUGGUCAAAGACCCUCUAUUGAAACAUUGGUGGAAAAGAAUGUUUUGCCGAAAGAAUGCUAUGGGCAUAGAAAGUUAGCGCCAGGUUUAGUAGGUAUUAAGAGGAAAGUAGAGCGGGAGAGGGUGAAAGAUGGAUUGAGAGCUUGGGUGGAGGGGUGGAAGGGGAGGGUGGGUGAGAGGAGAGAGAGGUUGAGGGACGAGGGAGGGAAGGUCGAGGUUAGAUGGUUAGUUAGGAGGUUUGCUAGGAGGGACGGGAAUGAGAGUGGGGGAGAGGGACGUGGGGAGGAAGGUUGAGAGAGCGGAAGGUUUUGGGUUUGAGGAGGUUUUUGGGAAGGAGGGGAAGGAGUUAGGAAUUUAGGGUUUGAUUUACUGGUAUGGUGUCUAUAUCUUCUGUAGUGGGCGCUUUUAUAUACAUUAUCUAGAAGGGUUUGGGAUAGCUUCUCUAGCACCUUAGUAUUUCCCAUUUGGUAGAUAUCAUCAUAUCUAAGAUGCAGCUUGGGAAUUGGUGUUCGCAUUUGUAUGAAAUGAAUAUCCGAAAUUUUAAUAGACGUUUUAUACUAUCUAGAUGAGAUAUUUCUCUCAGAGAAACAUAUACCUAGCUAUUACCUCCCAAGAUUUAAUCAUCUCGACAUUGAGGCCCAAGGCUCAUAAAUAAGUACUAACUAGGCUAAUCAGCGCUGAAUAAUGUCUGACUAAGCUCUCCCUAAAUUUAUUAUGCGAAAACCGGCAAGUUUUCUAAUUUUCUGGUCAUUAAUCAUGACUGACUUCAAAAAUCCCAUCCCCUCUAUUCUUCC
Messenger RNA from Sclerotinia trifoliorum, 2133 nucleotides. Lineage: Eukaryota; Fungi; Ascomycota; Leotiomycetes; Helotiales; Sclerotiniaceae. The record is from the annotation of a GenBank genome assembly.